Molecule: messenger RNA, 957 nt
Organism: Aspergillus luchuensis
Lineage: Eukaryota; Fungi; Ascomycota; Eurotiomycetes; Eurotiales; Aspergillaceae
Product: putative alpha-1,6-mannosyltransferase subunit
Exons: 3
Coding region: 1-957 (318 amino acids)
Biological process (GO): protein N-linked glycosylation
Cellular component (GO): Golgi membrane; mannan polymerase complex
Molecular function (GO): alpha-1,6-mannosyltransferase activity
Source: RefSeq, a predicted model, not a curated record
AUGCAGUUCGCCCUGCCUCCGCGGAGGACUCCGAUAACCCCUCCGUACGCUCGCUCGUCGCGAAUCUCACUCCAGCGCAGGAAACAGCUCAAAGCAGUAGCCAUCCUGGGCUUUUCGCUGCUCACCGUCUUCUUCCUUCUCUCCCAGUUCUUCUACACAAGCACAGGGGCCCCCGCCGUACCAGCAGGAACAUCCAGCAUCGUCGUCGUCACUGUUCUAGACCGGACGGCUUGGAGUAACGAGUACAUCCAGAAGAUCGUCAAGAACAGAGAGGACUAUGCUAAGCGACAUGGCUAUACGAACUUCUUCGCCAACGUGUCCGACUAUGAAACCGUCCUCGAUAACGCCCCGAAGUCCUGGGCCGUCCUCCCAGCCCUCCGUCACGCGAUGGCCUCAAACCCCUACUCGAAGUACUUCUUCCACCUAGACGCUCAUGCCCUCAUAAUGAACCCGAGCAAAUCACUUGAAUCGCACGUCCUCGACAACGACCGUCUCGAAUCCCUCAUGCUCAAGGACGUCUCCGUCGUACCUCCCGAUAGCAUCAUCAAGACAUUCUCGCAUCUACAGCCCCAAGAUGUCGAUCUCAUUAUGACCACCGAUGCGGAGGAUUUGAGCUCCGGUAGCUUCCUCCUUCGACAGGGCGACUUUGCCAAAUAUUUCCUCGACUUCUGGUUCGACCCUCUGUACAUUAGCUAUAACUUCGCGAAGGCCGAGACCCACGUUCUGGAUCACAUUGUGCAAUGGCACCCGACCAUCUUGGCCAGAUUGGCUCUGGUUCCACAGCGGACCAUCAAUUCCUACAGCAAGGAUUCAAACGGAGCUUCCGUGGACGGCGUCUAUAAGGAUGGUGACUUCGUCAUUCGGUUCCUUGGCUGUGACACCGACACGAAGCGGAGUUGCGAGAAGGAAAUGGAGCCGUAUUAUCGGCUUUGGGCUGGGAAGAUGAAGAAUGAGUAA